AUGACGAACACAUCUUUGUCUGAAUCGCAGAGCGACAAUCACCGGAACUCAGAUGUCAUUGAUGUCUUGAUUUCUGGUGCCGGGCCUGUUGGCUUGGCUCUAGCAUUGGACCUCGGCCGUCGGGGAGUUCGCUCCACAAUCAUUGAAAAGAAGCCAGAAAUUUCGACUCAGAUCCUUGCCAAGGCUAGCGUCCUAGAUGAGCGUACCAUGGAGUAUUGCCGCCGCCUUGGCAUUCGUGACGCUGUUGUGAACUCUGGAUAUCCUGCAGACCUGCCAGCCGACACAAUAUAUUGUACGAGUUUCGACGGUCAUUACAUCGGGCGUCUUGAGAUGCCUUCCGCUCUGGAGCGAGAGAUACCAGAGCAGACCUGCGAGAUGAUGAGACGGUGUCCGCAGAUGUUGUUUGACCCUAUCCUGGCCAGAGCAGUGAAAGAGCAAGGCAUGGCGACUGUCCGUUACUCGUCGGAGGUGGUCUCGGCGGAGCAGGACGCUGAUAGUGUGACGUGCGCUGUUAAACACGUCGAUACCGGCUCUAUAGAGUAUAUCCGCGGACGAUUUGUCGUAGCCUGUGACGGUGCUAGCAGCUUUUUGCGUAAAACAGUCGACAUUGGCUUUGAGGGUCAGGACCUCGGUUUCGCGUUCAGCGCAAUAGUUCUUAUACAAGAUCUCCACAGUUAUCACAACUUUGGCGCCGCUGCAGAACGUUAUCUUUUUAUUGGCCCCGAGGGCACCUGGGCCAACUUUACCACUAUCGACGGCCAUGACCUGUGGCGUUUUACCGUAGCGGGAAGCGGUGAAAGGGUUGACCCCGACACAGUGGACUUGAAAGGCAUCUUGCGGAAAGCCAUUGGCCGUGAAGACGUCCCUUUUGAGAUUCUCCGGGUGAACCAGUGGCGUCGAAGCCAGUACACGGCCAGUAAAUAUCGCUCAGGUCGAAUUUUCUUGGCCGGGGAUUCGGCACACACCAUGUCGCCCACAGGUGGACACGGCUUGAAUACCGGCCUUGGCGAUGCGUCCGAUCUGAGCUGGAUAUUACAGGCAGUUCUCGGAGGAUGGGGAGGACCAGAAAUUCUUGAUGCAUAUGAGAUCGAGCGGCGACCUGUAGCUAUUCGAAAUGGAGUGCUGUCCAGCAGAAACUUUGGACUCUGGAAGGAGCGCCAAGGCAGGGACAAGGUACUGGAUUCCGGCCCGGUCGCGGAUGAGCAGAGACGUGUUCUCGGUACAACCCUUGCUCUCCACAUGCGUCAAGAGUUUCAGUCCAUUGGUCUUGCACUUGGAUACAAUUAUGCCCACUCUCCAGUGGUCGUUACCGAUGGUUCGCCGGCACCCGAAGACCAACCUGACCUGUACAUACAGACGGCUAGGCCUGGGCAUCGAGCUCCCCAUUUUUGGCUUGAAGAUGGACGCUCAUCCCUUGAUAUCUUUGGACAGGGUUUCGUGCUUCUCGCUUUCGGUACAGGGGCAGGAACUAUGGGAGAGUCUCUUCAGUCAGCAGCGUCUGCCUUACGACUGCCCCUUAAAUGUGUUGAAAUUAAAGAGUCCAGUGGUGCACAGCUCUACCAGCGCAAGUUAGUUCUU
Molecule: messenger RNA, 1578 nt
Organism: Colletotrichum graminicola M1.001
Lineage: Eukaryota; Fungi; Ascomycota; Sordariomycetes; Glomerellales; Glomerellaceae
Product: FAD binding domain-containing protein
Exons: 1
Molecular function (GO): FAD binding
Source: RefSeq, a predicted model, not a curated record